Messenger RNA from Gigantopelta aegis, 844 nucleotides. RefSeq lists its product as uncharacterized. Lineage: Eukaryota; Metazoa; Mollusca; Gastropoda; Neomphalida; Peltospiridae. The record is from RefSeq and is a predicted model, not a curated record. The transcript is spliced from 5 exons. The coding region runs from base 80 to 463 and encodes 127 amino acids.
AAAAAAACGACCAUCGACAGACAUCCUUCCUAAUAGUGGCUCAACGUCCGAUACGCAGGAAAACUGGUGAAAAGUUCAAAUGACAACUGAUGCUAUUGAUGAAGCUCUGAAUGCCAUGCAUUCGAGCCCAUUGGGUGGACACUUUGGCCGCGAUAGGACUUGGACAAAAUACAGAAACGCUAUUGGUGGCCAAAUCUUCAGACUUGCGAGAGAUGCCAGAGGGUUAAUAGAAAGGCCAACAAAGUCGCCCCACCGUUACAGCCUAUUCCAGUUACAAAGCCACAAGCCUGGGGAUCAAGAAGUUCAAUCAAACGUUGGAGAACAUGCUGUUAAAGUUGGACGAGGAUGCGGAAUGGGAUACUCUGAUCCCACAAGUUGUCUUUGGCUACAACACAUCAAAGCAUGCAAGCACCAAGUUUUCCCCCUUUUUACGGUACGGAAGGGAACCAGUUUUACCAAAUGAUGUUUGUGAUUCCGACAACGAAGUGACGGAGCAACCAGACCCCAACGAAACUUUCCAGGCUGAAAUCAGUAAGAGUUUUGAAUAUGGCUAACGUCGUUGGAAAGAAGGCAGUCACAAAUAUCAAGGAAGCACAACAUCGACAGAAAAGAAAUUACGACCAAAGACGUGUUUCUCAACAGGACUUGUCUGUCGGUACUAAAGUGUUUUUUUAAAAACCCGGCGGCGACAGUAUCGCAAAGGAGGCAAAGAUGAGAGGCCUUGGCUAGGGCCAUACAUAAUUAGAGGGUUAACAAAAAGUGGAACCUAUCUGUUGACUAUGGAUGGACUAGCGCUGAAAAGCGGUAUUAAUGGUGUGAAUUUUAAAGAAUGGCAGGAAGCACC